This is a messenger RNA of Sphenostylis stenocarpa, 213 nucleotides long. The record is from the annotation of a GenBank genome assembly. Lineage: Eukaryota; Viridiplantae; Streptophyta; Magnoliopsida; Fabales; Fabaceae.
AUGGUGGUUAAACCUCAGUGUGGGCUAUCUUUGAUGGUUGUCCAUGAGAGCAGGGUGCAUGUGAGAGCAUUGAUUGAGAGAGUAAAUGAGUCAAUGCAUGGUAAUAGUCAUCAGCUUUGGGGAGUUAUGCCUUCACGCGUCAUUCAUGGUGGUCAGACCUUGUGUAGUGUGGAUCUAAAUCAUAUGCGUUCAUCUCCACAAAUUCAUUCUUAG